GAGUGAUGGCCGACACACAUAAGCGAAAGGCGAACGACGCCGUCGGAGGCGCAGAGAAGAGGGUCAAGAGCAAAAAGCAAUGGCGAGUGCCAAAGAAAGGCGAGAAUGGCUUCCAGCAGGCCAAGAACACGAUACAGCCUGGCGAUAGUGGCAUUUGGGUCUCAUGCGACAAAGGCAGAGAGAACAAGUGUAUACACGAGGUCAUGGACCUGUUCGGUGAAUAUGCAGAACGCCUCUACCCACAAGCUCAGCAUGUCGCGGCCGACAAUGAGACAGCCGAAGGAGGUGACGUCGCUGCGGAAAACAAGGACGACAGCAUCACGGCCAAUAUCGAAGAUGAAAUCAAGGCCGAAGUUCGUGACAUUAGGAAGCCUUCAACACCAGGGCUGUUCACGCCUAUCAUGUUGAACGUGCCAUGCGUUGUCUUCUUCAAGACGAGCCAUCCCGUGGAAGCAGUAUCUUUCGUCAAGACAAUUUGCGAAGAUGCUCUCAAAGACAGUAGCCACAAGCGAACCAGGUUCGCAAAGCGACUGUCGCCGAUGACACUUGUGGGCCGAGCAAGUACGGAAGGUCUUGACAAGGUGGCCGCUGAAGUUUUGAAACCGCACUUCCACCAAGAACCAUUCAAAAAGCGAAAGUUCGCUAUUCGGCCAACCAUACGCAAUCAUACCGCAUUAACCCGGGACGCCGUGAUCAAACAAGUUGCUUCGAUCGUUGGCCCGGGGCACCAAGUCGAUUUGAAUCACUACGAGUUGCUGAUCGUGGUGGAAGUAUAUCAAAACAUUUGCGGUGUCAGUGUCCUCGAUGACAGCUUCGAACGACUGAAACGCUACAAUAUAUCCGAAAUCUUCGAGCCG
This is a messenger RNA of Pseudocercospora fijiensis CIRAD86, 857 nucleotides long. RefSeq lists its product as uncharacterized. The record is from RefSeq and is a predicted model, not a curated record. Gene Ontology annotation, biological process: tRNA modification. NCBI's taxonomy places the organism in Eukaryota, Fungi, Ascomycota, Dothideomycetes, Mycosphaerellales, Mycosphaerellaceae. Gene Ontology annotation, molecular function: RNA binding. The transcript is spliced from 5 exons. The annotation marks the transcript as partial.